UAGCUGCUGCAUGGCACUUUUAAGGUGUGGUCAUCCUGGCGUCCGGUAGGGGGCGCUGACGUCACACGUUUAGCUCGACGAGCAGCGAAGAAGAAGAAGAGGCGGUCAGCUGACUGAAGCUAGCAGAAGUGUGUCAUCUACAGGAGAAAAAACAAUGAUUAUAUGAAAAAAAGGAGGAUCGUCAAGCAGAUUUUAGGAUUUUAUAUAGUUGUUACCGCCUCUCUGUGUAAAAUAAAGGUGUUGCAGUAUGAAAGGUUUGUACUGCCGAGCCGGUGAUGCUGAGCCCAAGUUCGUGAUCCAGGAAACGAAUCUUCCAGAGGUUUUAAGCAGCAAUCUUGUCAGAGUUCAGGUGAAGGCGUGUGGACUCAGCCCGCUGGACCUCAAGUUACUUGCUGACGUGGGGAUCCAGAGAGAUUUAAUCCCUGUUGGCAGAGAGGUGGCCGGGGUCGUCCAGCAAGUGGGCAACAAGGUCUCCUUCUUCCAGCCAGAGGACGAGGUUGUAGGUAUUCUGCCUCUGGACUCUCCCUGCUCUGGACUCUGUGAUGUCAUCGACAUAGACGAACAUUAUUUAGUUCAGAAGCCGGAGAAGCUCAGCUCGGUGUGUGUGGCGGCAGCGCUGCGUGACGGCCUCUGUGCUUACACCGCUCUGCACACACACGCUCGCAUGGCAGCCGGACACACACUCCUGGUCACGGAUGGAGCCAGUUCUUUUGGCCUCAUGUGCAUCCAGUUGGCGUGUUAUCACGGUGUGAAGGUUCUGACGACGUCACACUCGCCACAAAAACACACGUUCCUGGAGCAGCUUCGGCCCAGCGUAGGAGUUCAGGAUCCUUUAGUGGCUAAAGUUAUUCCAGUGUACGACGGCUCACCGGACCUGCUGUCGGUGGUUCUGGAGGAGACGGGAGGACUGGGAGUGGAUAUAGUCAUAGACUCUGGAGUGCGUCUGCAUGAGGAGGCGUCAGAGGAGGCAAAGCUCCUCCCACACAAACAUGACAUCAUCAGUGUGCUGGGAGUGGGGGGGCACUGGGUCACAUCCCACAAAGACCUGCAGUUGGAUCCUCCAGAUUGCAGAUUACUUCACUUAAAAUCAGCCUCUCUGACAUUUCUCAACCCUGAAGUGUGGACAGCUUCAUCAUCGCAGCAGGGCAGAUACCUCCAUAUUCUGAAGGACAUCGUGGACAAGAUGUCAACUGGAGUCCUCAGACCUCAGCCUGAGGAGGCCGUCCCUCUGUACGAAGCCACGGUCGCCAUGGAGACCGUCCAGCGACACCAGAAGACGAAGGCGGUCGUUCAGCUCUGACCAAAAUACUCCAACAUUAACGAGAACGCACUCAUUAACACCUCCAGCUAACAUAAGCAGAGUGACCUGCGUGACUUGAAGCUGCAGGAAGAAUCUGUUUCUGAUGGACGAGUCACUGCGUUUAUUUAAAAAAUACAGACACCUUUGACCACAUUCAGACAGUCUUUACAUUUCACAGCUCACUUCUAAAUGAGUAAGGUUUCAUAUGGCUAAAACCAUCAGAGCCUGUGGAGUUGUGGAGUUUUUUUUUUUACCUGAUGUUUCCUUGAUAACCCACAAGGCUUCAUUUCAUUUUCUAAAAAAAAAACACAGCAGUGUUAAAUGUUACGUUUUCGCAUCAAAUUACAAUCUAAACAAGAACUGGAAUCAUGUUGUUGUGACAAAAGCUGUGUAAUGUUUCAGUUUUUGUCUCUGUAAUCAGAAAAUAAAUCAGACAACACGA
Molecule: messenger RNA, 1742 nt
Organism: Acanthopagrus latus (yellowfin seabream)
Lineage: Eukaryota; Metazoa; Chordata; Actinopteri; Spariformes; Sparidae
Gene: cryzl1
Product: crystallin, zeta (quinone reductase)-like 1
Exons: 13
Coding region: 248-1300 (350 amino acids)
Molecular function (GO): oxidoreductase activity
Source: RefSeq, a predicted model, not a curated record